AUGAAGAAGGAUGGAACUAUCAAUUGCUACAUUCCUUUACUUCACAAGUGGAUCAUGUCCCACUUGCCGAAGAGUAGACCAUUUGUUGAUAACAUGGACGCGUUGAAGUGGUCACAAAGGUUGAUGUCAUUGGAUGCUGAAGAUGUCAUCUGGUACAUCCAUGAUCAUAUGAGGGUAGAACUUAUCUUCCAUUGUGGGGAAUUUCCAAAUGUUCCACUCAUCAUUACUAAAUGGGGUUUGAUCAACUAUAACCCUGUUCUCUCACUGCAUCGGUUAGGGUAUCCACUAAGGGAAAAUCCUAAAGACCCACAAUUAGGAGAACUACUUUUAGCUGAAGGAGUCGAGAAUCCGGAUUUGAUGAAGAAAGUGCGCAGAGCCUGGGGUAAGAUACAUCAUAUUGGGAAGAAAGAAUUGGGCAAACAGACGUGUACCACAACAGUACUAUAUUCUACUUGGGUGAAGUCAAGAGCUAAGAUGAUUAAGUUAUCGUAUCGAUGGGAACCCUCUAUGAGUAUCAAGACUAUUGAACCACUUGUUGCUACCAUUUUAGAAGUGGGUCGUCGCAAAGAGACUAUCAGGAAGUUGGAGAAAGAGAACGCCAACCUCCGGUCCAGUCUGGGAAAAGUCACCUCAGAAAGGGAUGCUUUAAAAACCAACCUCAGUCAGAAGAGAGAGUGA
Molecule: messenger RNA, 678 nt
Organism: Lathyrus oleraceus (garden pea)
Lineage: Eukaryota; Viridiplantae; Streptophyta; Magnoliopsida; Fabales; Fabaceae
Exons: 1
Coding region: 1-678 (225 amino acids)
Source: RefSeq, a predicted model, not a curated record